Molecule: messenger RNA, 2484 nt
Organism: Sabethes cyaneus
Lineage: Eukaryota; Metazoa; Arthropoda; Insecta; Diptera; Culicidae
Exons: 4
Coding region: 1-2484 (827 amino acids)
Source: RefSeq, a predicted model, not a curated record
AUGAACGAAAGUAAAAUCAAAGUGCAAACAUUUAAUGAUUUGCGGCAUUCUGAAGAACAAUUGAAACUUAUUCCACUUAAGAAAAUUGCGCGUGUUUCACUUAAUAGUUUGCGUCGCCAGGACAGUGACUUCGAAGUAUACGAGUUUUUAUUUACAAAAGUGCUUUACUGUUUUAACCCGAACGAAUUCGAAACGGAAAUUUCCCAACUGCUGCUUCCUGAGCUAAAACAACAUUUGAAAAAGAUUUCAAUUGAGAUAAAGGAUAGCGCCCUAUCGACUUUCUUGGUCGACAACUUCAAAUCAUUAAUAUCAUUUGCUGAUGUACUACUUAAAUUUGCUGGAUACGUAAUUGAGGUAUCAGAAACAUGCCGGCUGCACCGGACAGUAACUAUCUUUCUAGAAUUUCUUGUGAACAGCUACGAUGUCAUCGGAGAGAACAUACAGCUUCGAGCCAAUCAGGACGACCUCGUAAAACAACUGUUUACCUUGUGCCAAAAAAUUCAAUAUCUAAUCGUCAAAUUGCUGGCACCUGUUGACGAAGCUGGCGUUUAUUUUCAACAUCUAGACACAAUCGAAGAAUUCAAUUGCUUCCAAGAAGCAAUUGUAAGCUUCUGUAAAAUAGGCUCAUUGACCAUCAGCAUUGAUACCAGACUUUCUAUGGCAAUUUGGAAAGCUUUAGUAAAACUUAUCUCAAUGCACGACAAAAAAUUGACAGCAAAAGAUUCCACCUGGUUGCAUGAGCGAGUUCUUCAAAUAAAUAACGACAUACAGAAAUUGCUGCAGUCAUCAAUGGCAAGUCGAGAGGACUCAAAAGCUGCACUCGUUCGAAUCAAAUUUAGUGGGUUUCUAUUGAAAGUUUUGCUUAAAUUAGUUCUCACAAUUAAAAAUGACUUCGUUUCGUACGACUGCCUGUUGAACACAAUGGUUUCUAUUGAAAAAGAUUUGUCGGUGAAAGAAAUUGAUGAGAGUUUAGCCACAGAAAUUUGGCAACAUGUAAUGGUAGGUUAUAUGACGCUGGUAAAAAACACAUUUAGGUGUCCGGGUUUUGCUAAGGCACUUACUUCUGCGCAAUACCACUUUUGUGAUGAAGUUAAAGCGCAUGUUGGUAUUAUAAUCUACGUAAUUUCUCAAAUUAUUGCCGACUGCCGGAACGUGUCAACUACUGAAUUGUAUGUAAUUGAAAACAAUUUAUUAAUGACCUGUGUUCGCAUAUUAGCGAAUGGACAUAUAUUGUUCAAUAACCAAAAUGACUUAUACCGUCAAAUGGUAGUACAUCUAUCUGGAUUUGUGAUUAUAUGUACUAAACUGCAAUCGGUGCAAGCGCAAAAAAUAGUUGAGGAAACUUUGGCGCGAAUGAUUCUUCAAGGCCCCUACUGGGUAGGCAUCAUAGGACUGGAUAUUUGGAGUGUAUACCUUCGUUAUCGCCCUGUGACGUUACUUUUACAGUACUUCAUGUUUUGGAAAGAAGUCAGAAAUGAAUUUUCAUUAUUCAAUUCCCAACCUCAAGCAGUGUUCGUUAGCAGGUUACUUCAAAAUAUGUACGUAUUCCUCCCGCCUAACAUGCAGCAGCGAGUAUGGACGGAAUUUCCUGUAACCGAAAGAACUAACUACAAAUUGUGGAUCACAAUAGGGUUGAAACACGGUGAAAGUAAACAAGUUUUAGCUGCUGAGCAAUUGUUAGUGAAAAAUCUCGAAGAUUGCAGGUUACAUAAUUCUUCACAGAUAACGUUGGAAAAAGUUGGUGAUUUUUUGUGCAUAGCCCGGUUGCUCUGUGAAACAUGUCACAAAAAUAUAUCAGAAGUUGUUGUUUCUAAAAUCAAAGAUCUAUGGGAAGCUAUCACUGAUAACGAGAUGAAAAUUAUGAUAAACAGUUCUAUUAUUGCAGAGCUUAUUGCUUUAUCCAACUUAUCGAUUUACCGCGAGAGUGUUGUUAGGUCCGAUAUGUGGAAUUUUGAAUCUUUGAGUCUGUCUGCGCAGUUUAACGCACUACAAACAAAUGAAUUGCUUUCGGAAAAUCUAUUGAGACAACUAUCAGAUAAUAGUAAUGUCUUAAUUAGAGUAAUUUCAAUGUAUUUAAAAACAAAAAGGAAGCAAUCCGUUUUGAACAAUACGGCCGAAAUAGUUUGUUCUAACUGGUUAAAGCAACGAUUGCUGUAUCAAAACAAGUACAAGGUUGUUUUACAUGGCUGCACGUCGGAAGCUCUAAGUAAUAUUGAGGACUUAUUGAUAACGGAUGACAAUAUAUGGUGCUCGACACCAAUGGAAAAUCCUGGCUCAAAACGACGGAAAAUCGCCAACGAUAUUGAAGCUUUAAGUCCUAUUAGCAAGGAUAAUUGUGUAGUCACCUCUACAAUCUACGAGCUAAAUCGAAAUGUUGAAAUUUUACGACAAAUGAAAAAAGAAAAAGCUUUAAAUGAACAUCAAUUAUCUGAGAUAUGUAGGAUAGGAUCUAUUUUAAGUACAUUUACUGAUAUGGUUGAUUAA